GGAUUCUCGCGCUGGCUCCGCCCCCGGACGCAGCCCGCCCCUUCCCCUGAAGCCCCCGCCCCUCGCCUUCUGGUUCCGCCUCUGGCCCCGCCCCGUGACUGUGUUUGUCUAUAAAGUUGUUGUUGAGGUGGCGGGACCCUAAGAUGGCGGCGGCGGCGGCGGCCGUGGCAGGGGCGGGGCGCGGCGGGGGUGGCGGCGCGGACCCGGGGCAGGAGCGGAGCCGGGCCCGAAGUUGGGUUAGCGCGGAACGGAGUGAAGGCCGGAGUUCCCUCACAACAGGAUGGAGCCAAACGAAGAGCUGGAAGAGGAGGACUCUCCAGGUGGCCGGGAGGAUGGCUUCACUGCCGAGCACCUGGCUGCAGAAGCCAUGGCAGCUGACAUGGACCCCUGGCUGGUAUUUGAUGCCCGUACUACACCUGCCACAGAGCUGGAUGCCUGGUUGGCCAAGUACCCACCAUCUCAAGUUACUCGCUAUGGGGACCCAGGUUCACCCAACUCUGAACCUGUGGGCUGGAUUGCAGCCUAUGGGCAGGGUUACACUCCCAACUCAGGGGAUGUACAAGGGCUGCAGGCAGCCUGGGAGGCUCUGCAGACCAGUGGGCGACCCAUCACACCAGGUACCCUGCGCCAGCUGGCCAUCACCCACCAUGUGCUCUCUGGCAAGUGGCUGAUUCACCUGGCACCUGGCUUCAAGCUGGACCAUGCGUGGGCUGGCAUUGCCAGGGCUGUAGUUGAGGGCCGUCUUCAGGUGGCCAAGGUGAGCCCACGGGCCAAGGAGGGUGGGCGCCAGGUCAUCUGUGUUUACACGGACGACUUCACGGACCGCUUGGGUGUGCUGGAGGCAGAUUCUGCCAUCCGUGCCGCGGGCAUUAAGUGCUUGCUCACUUACAAACCUGACGUCUACACCUACCUGGGCAUCUACCGAGCCAAUCGUUGGCACCUUUGCCCCACUCUCUAUGAGAGCCGUUUCCAGCUUGGAGGCAAUGCCCGUGGCUCUCGAGUGCUGGAUCGUGCCAACAAUGUAGAACUGACCUAAUGGGGCCAAGUAGGAGAGACCAUCUUUUGCUUCCCAGCUGGGGAUGGAUCCUCCUUUCUUCUCUUCCUUGUCCCAAGAAGGCUGAGCUCCCUAGCUCUGAGGACUCAUUGACUUGGGAACUGCCUGCACUCAGUCCCUUUGAACUUCUGUUCUCUGUGUAGGGCCAACUCCAACCCUCACAGGUGGGGGCUCUGGCUCUCUGAGGGCCGGGCCCUCGGCUGCCCUCUGUGAUGCUGCUCCCCACCACUGCCCAGGACCACAGCUUGGGUGCAGAGAUACUUGAGGAAGUCUGCCCUGGCCACCUCUGUCCCCACUAUACUUAGCCUGCACUCUCCCUUUUCUUUCCUCCCUCAGAAGGGAGGGAACUUAGUGCUUCCAGUCCCUGCCCUUGGAGCCGCCAUAGCCCAGGUGGCAGGCCCUUCCAGGACUGAGCAUGCUAUUGGGACCUAUACAUGUUCUGGCCAAGAGGAGAUGCAGGGUCCUGGACGUGGGGUCAGUUCCUCUCUGCAUACUCAGAGCCUGUAUGACCAACACCCCUCCCCUGGCUACCCUGACAUGUGCCUGCUCCUGGCAUUUCAAUAAAACACAGCUUGGGUCUG
Molecule: messenger RNA, 1635 nt
Organism: Mastomys coucha (southern multimammate mouse)
Lineage: Eukaryota; Metazoa; Chordata; Mammalia; Rodentia; Muridae
Gene: CUNH11orf68
Product: chromosome unknown C11orf68 homolog
Exons: 2
Coding region: 144-671 (175 amino acids)
Source: RefSeq, a predicted model, not a curated record